UUCUCCAUCAUGGAAAACCACUACCCGGAGCCCGCCCGUUACUACCGCAAUUCGUUUCGAACUUCUCAAUCUACAACACCGUCCAAUAUUAAUUACCCUCCGCCGCUCUCAAGAUUUGACUCUACUCCUACGCCCUCCUCUUUACGCGACUCUCGAGAAAAAAGACGCAGCGCGGCAAGAAUGAACAGUUCUCGAUCAAUCCCCCACAAUGGCGCCACGUGCAGUAAUAGCAUGUGCGAUGCUCCUGAAAUUGCAGCGGAUGAACGGUUGUGUCCAGGACCAGAAGGUCGUCACCUGUGCAGCCGAUGCUACAAGCGCUACAAGAUCGAACGUAGGCGCGCCAAAGAUGCUCAACGUCCCAUGACAAACGACUGGAUGAAACCAGGACGAGCCCGCUCAAGGAGCACAGUCGAGGAGUCUCGUACACUGCAAAGAGAACCACGAUAUCGCAGUGAAGCAUCAAAUUCCGACGCACACAACCCAGAGUCUAUUAAACGGCCUUCUCCGGUCAAGACAUGGUCUGCAUCCGAAAAGACUCCAAGUUUGCACAACUUCCCGACUGCUUCUGUGGAAGAGUACAACCAGCACGACUCGCGCCCACCUCGGAAGAACAGAUCACGCCGUGGUAGGGGUGAGCAGCAAUACGCUCGAACUGGGCAGGAUGAGGCCGACUUCUAUAAGUAUGGCGGAGCGGAGGAAGAUGGCCAUCACGACAACCAGCGAUGCUGUAGUAACCUUUGGAAUCGCAAACGCAAAUGCGUAAUCAUCGGAUUGGCCAUCAUCACCAUUGUAGUAAUGGCGAUCGUCAUUGCGCUCGCGGUAACGCUCACGCGCAAACCCGGGUUCAAGUACGUGCCAUCGACCGCUCAAGUGAACAAUACAGCAGCCUUCGAUUCCGGUGGUGCUACUCGCAAGAGUGUGACCGACACAAGCAUUGGUAUCGGAGCUGGUGAGGACACAUACACCUAUUACCAUGGGAAUGCUUCGAAUUUUCCGUCAAAGGAUAAAUGGGUUUCGUUCGAAGACAUGUGGACAAAGAACUUGGAUACCUUCAAAUAUUCCUGCGGAUGGUUGGGCAACGGCGACAACAAUACCCCCGAGAUGAUUCAAGACAUCUACGACGCGAUUCAAGACCGAGCUGCCGCCUCGCUUGUAGAUCACCGUAUCAUUCUAGGCACCAUCAUACAAGAAACCAAUGGAUGUCCAUUGAAUCCAUCCACUACCUCGUCCGGAGGUACAAGGAACCCGGGUCUAAUGCAGUCGCACAAUGGGCAUGAAUAUGAUCCCAAAAACAGUCGCCUUUCGAUCUUCCUUAUGAUUCAGGACGGGACGCAGGGCACUGAACAUGGUUGGGGACUGGUGGACAAUCUGAACAUCUACGCCAAUCCUUAUAAGGCUAUGCGAGGCUACAACAGUGGUUAUAUCCCCAAUAGUGGUGACCUUUCGGAGGAGUCUGGGGCAACUGCGUGUUAUGUGACGGAUAUUGCGAACCGACUCACUGGAUGGGUCCGCGCAAAGUCAACAUGCCCGGGUGAUACGCAUUGA
This is a messenger RNA of Periconia digitata, 1545 nucleotides long. The record is from the annotation of a GenBank genome assembly. NCBI's taxonomy places the organism in Eukaryota, Fungi, Ascomycota, Dothideomycetes, Pleosporales, Periconiaceae.